Messenger RNA from Megalobrama amblycephala (Wuchang bream), 1561 nucleotides. RefSeq lists its product as uncharacterized. The record is from RefSeq and is a predicted model, not a curated record. The coding region runs from base 1 to 798 and encodes 265 amino acids. The transcript is spliced from 4 exons. Lineage: Eukaryota; Metazoa; Chordata; Actinopteri; Cypriniformes; Xenocyprididae.
AUGCUCAACUACAUUGAUUUGUUCCACAAUAUUUUUCAGUUCAGUACAGACAAAAGGCCUGAAAGCAGAAAAUGGAAGGAGGCCCUGGAGCGGAUUGAUGCCUGUCCACUGCAAAGGGGGAAUAAGGUGGACCUGUUUCGCAGGCAUAUAGUGUGCACUUGUGGGUUCCAUAAGUCAACAGAUAAGGAAGGGCCUAAUGUAGUGGCAGGCGGCAGCUCAGAGGAGGCAGGGACAUCACAGGGAGAACAGGGGGUGAAGUGUUCUCUGUGUAGUGUGGUUGUGGAGACAGAGAAGUUCUCCGAGCACCUCUCUGACCACCACGCUGAAGAGAGGUGUGACACCUGUGGGGCCAGGGGCCAGGGUGCUGUUGGACUCCUCCAACACAGUCCAACCAUUAUGGGGCCCUGUUGGCUCCACGUGUCAGCCCUUCAAAAAAUCUCACACCAUCUCCAUGCCCCUCACCAUCUCCACGGCUGGUGCCACCUCCACAGCAGUUGCUGUCUCCACUGCCUGCACCACGCCACUCUCCAGCUCUCACCACCGCGGCCCACUCCAUCCCCACGGUACUUCCGACAGAGGAUGUUCUUGUGGGCACCAAUGUGGAUGUGGGGCAUUCCUCUUAAAUGUUCACAGUGUGGCCGUAAGAUGCACCAUUCAGGGAUCUACCCAAAGGUCAGGGAGGUGAUCAACACUACCUACUAUGCUACUACCUGGUGGGUGGAGACUAUCCAUGCUGCAGUGUAUGCAGAUUGCCAGUAUGCCCAUGGAGCCAGGACAUCUUUUUACAACUGGAUGUAGCACACAGGACACUGUUUCCAGCAGUGCAGACCACUCAGCUAGCCCUGGACAGGAAAUGUGUGACCUUUCUCAGGCCAAGGAUCAGCGGCAACAGUCCCUCCAGUCAGAAGUAGAGGAAGUUCACAGUGAGGAGUGGGCACGAUGGACCAUCCAGUACCUCUCUGAUUGUGAGCAUCAUUUGAGAAAGGUUGCCCUGGUACAAUCUGCAACGGCACCUCACUUUUCUGCACCUGCACCCUUCAGGCCACUUCCUUUCGCCCAGUGGUUUGAGACUGUUCACUCCAAUGAUAUUCUCAGCCAUCUGGACAGAUGAAGGGGUGAUAACCUCCACCUAUGGCCGAAUCCUUAAGAUGGAUUCUACUAAGAAGAUCACCAAAAAGCUGGCUGGUGGCACUGGGGACACGGCUGCAUGGAUGACCAACAUUGGCAAUGAGCACGGCCAGGUUCUGAACAGUGUUCUGACAACAGCUGAAGGUGCAGGACUGGAGGAGCUGUGCCAGGGAAUCGUCAGACGCUACCAGAAUGCUGGCGAGCCAGAGGUCAUCUAUGUUGACUGGGAUUGCUGCAGUCAGUCAGGUGGGAUUUUCAGAUUACUACUUUAUCAAAUGUGACCCUGGACCACAAAACCAAGUCUUAAUGGUCUUUUUUUUUUUAAAUUAAGAUGUAGACAUCAUCUGAAAGGCAAGCGUAUUCUAAGUAAAUAAUCUUUCCAUUGAUGUAUGGUUUGUUAGGAUAGGACAAUAUUUGGCUGAGAUACAACUAU